UGAAAUCAACAUCAACAUACGCAUUUCUUGGCAAAUUUUCUGAAUUGAAGUGUCUGAAAAUAAAGGACGGCAUCUGAUGAAAACAGUUAAAGAAAGUCGAAAAUGUCUGCCAGUACUACUUUCCAGACACAGAUAACUGCUAUAAUGGAGGUUUUAGCAAAAGCCGCUAUAGCAGAAAUAAGCAAACUUGUAGAGGAUGACCAUGUAGUAAUACGACUAGAGAUGUGUCGGAGAGAAAAUGAGAUAGAGACUCUGAAGAAAAGAUUAUUUUUCACAGAGAGAGACCUUAGGAAAGCCCAGCGAGCUGCCAUACGCGUGAUUCCUGAACGGGUGUCUGUCGGUAUCCAGGCCGAAAGCGCCGGCGAUGAAUAUCCUCUUGUGAACUCUAACACAGUAACGCAAGAUACCGUUCCAAAAGAAGAGGAAAAAACAUCAAUAGAAGAUCAAAUGACACCAUUUAUACAUGAUGGGGACAGAGAGAUGUUGCAUAAUCUGCCUCCACCAACACACAACAGUGGGGAUAUCAUAGGGUCGGAUUUUGCAUUGAAAAGAGAGCCAGAGGAAGUUCGAUUAGGCCAGACCACCAGUCUUGCAGACUGUGAGCAUAGGUCAACGGGUAUUCAGUCUGGUGGUGGAGCAAUAGACUCACUGGCUCAGUCUUGGCCAUCCUUUGAUGAAACACACUGUCAGGUGGAAGAUGAGGAUCCAGGCUGCUCUUACAAUACUGAGCAGAACAGUUCCUCUGACGCACAUCUAUUCGCUGUAGGCCCUGAGGAUGGCUCAAGGGAUUUUCCAGAGGAUUUACACCUUGAUCUGUUUAAUUCAGUGUCUGUGAAAGAAGAGGGCGGGUGCAUGUCUAUCUCUCAAAACUUCCCAGAUGCUGUAGGUCAAAGCAAAGAUGGACAUCCUAAAGACACAGUGGACAUGGCAGCAGUUCAGCCACAGACACACUCAGUCCCGAGAACAGACAAGGGAAGCACUUCCUACUCACUCAACAUGGCCACACAUCCCACAGUGGCUUCCCAUGGGAGACCCACAUUCAUACCCACUGACUCACAAACACACCCCACACAUGCAGCCUUGGGCUCGCACAUACACACCUCACAGAUCUCCUCUCAUUCGCAGGCCCCCACCAAUUCACACACUCCCUCUCCGUACACACACAGCCUCCCGGCCAGUCGCCACCUGGUCAUGAGACCCCGGACGCCGGGCCUGAUGCACCGGCGAAGCGGCAUGGGCAUGAGCGCCAGCUCCCACCACCGCGUCUUCAUCUGCUCGCUGUGUGGCAAGAGCUACCCCCGCUUCUGCCAGCUGGAGGCGCACCAGCGCAGCCACACCGGCGUCAAGCCCUACCGCUGCACGGAGUGCGGCAAGCGCUUCACGCAGAAGACGCGCCUGAAGACGCACCAGAGUGUCCACACGGGCGAGCGGCCGUUCAGCUGCAGGCUGUGCGGGAAGAGGUUCAACCGGCAGGACAACUGCCUGAGGCACGAGAGGUUCCACAGGGCCAAGAACCCCUCCUCCAGACUCAGCAUGGGAAGAGGCUUGUCCAGCUGAGACACUUUGUUCAUUGACAUCGAAGGCGAUUUUUUAAAAUUAAAAAAAAAAAGACAUUUUCUAAGCAUAGGUCCAGAACUUGACUUAGCCAAAAUAUUUGGAGCAAAAACUCAAAAACUGUUCUCUGGCGAGGGGGAGGCUGAUACCCCAAAGUGGACAAAAUCUUAGCUUGCAAUCCAAUAGUAAAGUGCUUAACUGAACAAGAAACAUGUUCAGCAUUUAUAAUGGGUGCUAACCACAGGUUUAGAAAUUGUGUGAUCUCAGAUUAUACAAUCAAUGAAUUCAUAUUUGAAAGAAUAACAGACAUACAUGUAUGGGUCAGUUUUUUUGUUGUUGUGAAAAAUGGAAAUGCUUCUAGACCUUCUAUAAUAGCAUAUUUUAAGAUUAAUGUCCCUGUGUGUGUGUGUGUGUGUGUGUGUGUGUGUGUGUGUGUGUAUGGAUAUUGAUAAUAUUGGGAUGUUUGUUCACAAUUUUAAGAGCCCAGACGUAUUUAACAGACACAAGAAAGAGGUGAAAUGUUUGUACAGUGCAUAGCAAUUCAGGAACACUGUCAUUGUUACUUAUCAUGCCUUUGGACGGAUAUCCUCAAUUUAAGCCCAGAAGCAUGUUAUUAUUUUUUCGUCAACAAAUAAUUUUUACACAUCGAAGGCUGUAAGAUUUUCUUCCAGUUUUUAUUAUUGGAGUUAUCAAUAAUGGAUAAUAUAAAUAAACUAACUUCUGGAUGAAACCCAGUGUGCCUGUAUAAGCAGAGGUUGUUCAGCAGUGAGGUCAAGGCAGGAACAGUGCCUUGGUAAAAACAAACUUUGUACAAUAUUUUCCCUGUUUUUUGCAUGUUAGUGAAUAAAAAAAGGUAUGAAGAAUAAGAGAUGUAGCGACGUUUUAGAAAAAUGGAA
Molecule: messenger RNA, 2450 nt
Organism: Sardina pilchardus (European sardine)
Lineage: Eukaryota; Metazoa; Chordata; Actinopteri; Clupeiformes; Clupeidae
Product: zinc finger and SCAN domain-containing protein 2-like
Exons: 2
Coding region: 103-1557 (484 amino acids)
Biological process (GO): regulation of transcription by RNA polymerase II
Molecular function (GO): RNA polymerase II cis-regulatory region sequence-specific DNA binding; DNA-binding transcription factor activity, RNA polymerase II-specific
Source: RefSeq, a predicted model, not a curated record